UACUAUUUUCUCUUCGACCUCUCCCAGUCUUCAUUCCUAUUUCUUCUUCCUCCGCCGGCGGCGAAAUGACGAGCUAUCUAUGGAGGAAAUACGCGGAUUAUCUGUACACAAAAUGGGAGAGAACGAUUCUCUGGGACAUGAUCGAUCCCUACCGUCGGCCCAAAUCUUUCACCCCUCUCGUCACCAUCUACGUCGCCGCCUUCUACACAGGGGUCGUCGGCGCCGCCAUUACUGAGCAGCGUUACAAGGAGAAGUACUGGGAAGAACACCCAGGGGAAGUUGUGCCUCUGAUGACUCCAAAGUUCUAUACUGGUCCAUGGAGGGUGUAUAGAGGAGAUGCCGUGAAGCCCAACAAUUAGAAACUUCCUGGUCUUGUAGUGCUCUGCGAUAUCAAGUUCCUUUGUUUACUGGGUUUGUAAAAGCUAUGAGCUUGACAGAUUUCUGAAGGGAGUUGUUCAUGGUGUUUGUUCAAGGCGCCCUGCUUGUUUUUGGUGAACUUGAUGGUCGAAUGGUGAUGCCAAUUGCCAACACUUUUUGUAUAGAUAUAUUGUAAUGUUACGGCUCAUAUAUUAUGCUUUUUGAUGAUGAAGCUGGUAUAUGCUUCUAUCCACGAGUUUUCGUCACAGUUCCUACAAGAUUUUGUUAUUAUAUCCUGAA
Linum tenue is the source of this 657-nucleotide messenger RNA. Lineage: Eukaryota; Viridiplantae; Streptophyta; Magnoliopsida; Malpighiales; Linaceae. The record is from the annotation of a GenBank genome assembly.